CUUCUCGCUCUUGCUGACCGGGCAAAUUUGCGACCGCGUUUCAAAUCUCACAUUCAUUAUUAUGGUCACAAUUUCUGUACCGCAAUGCCUUCACAGCCCUAAGCAUGGACUUGAGACCUUGCAUGUGUGUUGGUGACCACGUUCUCGUGGCAGUGUACGCCGUUGUGGUUUAUCAAGCGGAGUAUUGUGCGCAAGUAUGUGCAGGCGAAGACACCUAUAAACGGGCCUGUUGAACAAUGUUCUUGAAUGGGAACGCCCAGCAAGGACAAGUUUGCACCUUGCGCAAGCGAAAUCAGCGUGCUGACAUAUUCAUCGAAACAAUAAGCAUAGAGAGAACGUGUUGUCUUGAGGAAGCUUGUUUCUUUGGCAUGCUGUGGAACGACCUAGAUUUGGGUCAGCUUCCCAUCAAACUUGCAUUCUUUUGCCUUUCUUGACACAGCCAGCUGUGAAGUCAUUCACGUGCUGCUGCGUCAAGGAUUCGCGCUUUUCAGCCCAUUGUAAGGGAUUGUUCGUGCAGCUCGUGCUUAAAUCACUUGCGCUGACGGUGGCCAACCCAGUGAAGUGUGGAAAACGGUUUGCUAUGCUUUUGCGCCAAAUAUUUUGGUUCAGGAGAUUUCCUAAGCCGGCAAGUUUAAUCAAAUUUGCCAACAAUGAAGCGUUUGCGGGCCCUGCAUGGGAUGAGCCUUGCUUUGGCAUUGUGUUUCAUUCAGGCCACCGGCGAGCAAAGUAUGAUCUCUAAGUUGCACGCUAGCUCUCAAUCUGCAGCAGAAGCUGCAAAUGAAUUGCAGCACAUCCUGCAGAGUGGGAAAAUGAGCAUUCCAUUGAGCUUGCAGGCCAUCCAGACAACCCUUGUGAAGAUGGGGCAUGAAGUCAGCAACAGCAGUGCUGUGACGACAUCUGACUUUGCCAAAAGCAUUGAGCCGUUGCUCUUCUCUAUGCAAGAUACAAUCCGCAGCCAAAACAAAUUGACCCAGCAGACUCUUGACAAUUCUUGGACCACUUUCACUGCUUGCAGCUUUGACUUCUCAGGUCCAAGUGGCUUAGGAGAUGUGGCAGCACUGGAAAACUCUCAUACGACUUGCCGAGUCGAAGAAGGCAUGAGGAAGACAGCAUUGGAUGCUUGCCGCAUCGUUCAGAGCAACAAGGAGUCAGCUCUUGCAGAUGCAAAGAAAGACUUUCACGGAGAUGAUGCCAACGGUGCAAAGGGGAAAAAUGCGCUCCCUGAGGCAAACUCAUGUGAUUUUGAGCAAGUUGGAGCAACUUGGACAUCUCCCAAGGAAUACUUAGAGUAUUUUGAGAAUCAUUUCGGAACCCUUCUGAGUGAUUGGCGAGCCUCUCGAGAUUUGGUGAUUAAGUCCCAGAACGAGACGAAUAUGCAGACAGCUCUUUGCAAUGCCAAGGAGGCCAAUUGGACCAAUCAGAAAGGAGAUUGUGCAGAGUUCCAGAAGGCUUUGGAGAAUGCAGCCUGUGACAUUCUCACACACAAUACAGCUUGCAGAAGUUAUACUGGCUGCUACAACAGGGAGUGGCACGCGUAUGGGGAAUCCCAGAAGUUGACAAAAACCCAAGAAGCAGAGCAAGAAGCAGAAAUGAUGGGAACCCUGAAAAUCCUGUGCAUGAUCCGCGCCUUUGGUCAGCCCGACCUCAAUCAGAAGAUAGACAGAUGCCUUGAAACAGAUUACAGCACAACCACUGAGGUCACGUCCUUGAAGAUUACCUACUACCCAAACUCCAAAGAUGCUAUGCCGACUGACCAGCGCCCUACUUGUGCAUCGGCUUUCAAAGCAUCCAUGAUUCCCGGCACCAAGAGCUUUGAGAACACCCACUACUCAAGCUUGCCUGCAAAUGCUCCUUUUGGAGCUUGCUCAGCGGCAUGCUGUGGAUAUGCAGAGCCAACUUGUGUCAAUUAUGGUUGCAGUGCCAAAUAUGUUAAGACACAGUUGUGCCAAUGCAAUCCUGGGUGUGAGCUUCAUGGCGACUGCUGCUGGGAUUACUAUGACAAGUGCAAUGUGACUUCGGCAGAAUACACAAUCAUUCUGAACGAAGUGGCUUUCAAUGGCCGUCCUGGUACUUGUGAGGGUGCAGACUGGAUUGAACUCUACAAUGCGGCCUUUGCUGCUAAAGACAUCAAUGGCUGGAGUCUGCAAGUUGAAAAGCCCGAUGAAAAGAACCCUGGUUCAACCGUCCAGUAUGACAUUGCGUUUGACACAAGUCAGACAAUUGAGCCUGCAUCUUUGUUAGUUGUGUGUGCGAAGCCUGGUGGUUUGACAGACCAAUCACUUCCAAACAUUGAGAUUGAGUUCGAGCCAGGGAACAAGAUUACAUGGAUGGACAAGGAUGGCAAUGUGAUCUCAAGCACCACCAUUGAAGGCAGCACUGGAACAACAAACACAUGGGCUCGCCUAGCCGAUGGAAAGUUUGGCUUGAAAGAGCCCACACCUGGAUCCCCAAACAAGUGAUCAAUGGCGUCAUUGUCAAAAAGUACGCACGCUUUGAUCUUGAACUAGGUCAUUGAUUCGUGUUUGUAUUUUUUUGCAUAUUUUUUCGGUGAC
Messenger RNA from Durusdinium trenchii, 2552 nucleotides. NCBI's taxonomy places the organism in Eukaryota, Dinophyceae, Suessiales, Symbiodiniaceae. The record is from the annotation of a GenBank genome assembly.